Penicillium coprophilum is the source of this 1368-nucleotide messenger RNA. Its product is annotated as alkene reductase. The transcript has 3 exons. The annotation marks the transcript as partial. Gene Ontology annotation, molecular function: FMN binding; NADPH dehydrogenase activity. NCBI's taxonomy places the organism in Eukaryota, Fungi, Ascomycota, Eurotiomycetes, Eurotiales, Aspergillaceae. The record is from RefSeq and is a predicted model, not a curated record.
GGGGUUGUCCAGGGUUUGUCUCCCUUGAUUGUCGAUCACUACACCUUCACCACUCAUCCCACUAUUCAAACCGAUCAAGGAUCCCACCUUCAAUGGAAAAUUCAAGAAUGGAAUAACCAAAUAUGGAAUACUAUUGCCUCUCCAAGCUAUAUAUAUCAGUCUAGCCGAGGCCAAAAUGGGCUAAUCACAAAAUCAAUAUAUCCUUGCAAAAUGGGCUCAAUCGCAUUCACCAAUCCUUUGUUCGAACCCAUCCGUCUGGGGGCUUUGACUCUCAAGCAUCGUGUUGUUUUAGCACCGCUCACGCGGAUGAGAGCGAGCAAGGAGUCUGAAGGGGUAUAUGUCCCAAAUGAGCUCAAUGUUGAGUACUAUUCGCAGAGAGCUUCAGAGGGAGGGUUUAUGUUGACCGAGGCGACACCGAUUAGCAGAUAUGCUGCUGGAUACCCAGGAGUACCUGGCAUCUUUACAGCCUCGCAAAUCGCUGGCUGGAAGAAGGUUACCGAUGCCGUGCAUGCUAAGGGUGGUUAUAUUUACUGUCAGCUGUGGCAUGUUGGCCGCGCCAUGGUUUCCUCCUUCAUUGAAGGAAAAGAAGUUCUUGGAGCCAGUGAGAUCCCAAUCAGUGGAAACGCACUCGAUGGAUCUGAGUACGCAGCCUCGCCACCUCGAGCCAUGACUGUAGCGGAAAUUCAAGAUACCGUGCAGGAAUAUGUUGCUGCUGCAAAGCGAGCCCGAGAGGCUGGAUUUGAUGGCGUCGAAGUUCACGGCGCCAAUGGAUAUCUCCUUGACCAAUUCCUCCACGACAAUGUUAACACUCGGACCGACGAAUACGGUGGCAGCAUCGAAAAGCGAUCUCGCUUCGUCAUCGAAGUUCUCAAGGCCGUGACUGCCGAAAUAGGAGCGGACCGCGUCGGCAUUCGCUUGUCGCCAUACAAUUAUUUCCAAGACACACGGGAUUCCAACCCAAACGCCAACUGGCUAGCUCUGUGUUCGCAAAUUGCUGAACUACCAGCGGAACUGCGGCCUGCAUACGUGCACAUGGUCGAGCCUCGGUUUGACGAGGUGAUGGAUGAAGCGUCCAAAAUUGACUCCCUGGCUUCGGAUAAGCCAUCACUAGAUGUGUUCCGGCCAACACUCAAGAAGGGAGGAAUCUCAUUGCUGGCGGCUGGAAACUUUGACGCGGAGAAUGCAGGUGCGAAACUUGCGAUUGAUGGAGCGGAUGCUGUUGUGUUCGGUCGUUAUUUCAUCUCGAACCCUGAUUUGCCGCGUCGGUUGAAAGAGGGUUUGCCUUUGACCCCUUACGAUCGCACGACAUUUUAUGGUGCUGAUUCUGCUGAAAAGGGUUAUACUGAUUAUCCUUUUUAUACUAAAUAG